Molecule: messenger RNA, 508 nt
Organism: Rhizophagus irregularis DAOM 181602=DAOM 197198
Lineage: Eukaryota; Fungi; Glomeromycota; Glomeromycetes; Glomerales; Glomeraceae
Source: RefSeq, a predicted model, not a curated record
AAGGAAGCAAUAUUAAAUGAAGUUGAUAUUAGAUUCAAGAAUGAUUACUUUGCAACUGGUACUUCUGUAAAGUUGGGAUGGUUAAUUGAUCCAAGGAAUCACAUGAUCUGGACUUAUGAAAAGGAUGAUGAUGAAAAUGUUACCCGUCAGAAACGUAAGUGGGAAGAUUUAGAUGGUGGUAAUAUUUUACCAGGUUUUACUUUGGACAUAGAAUUUGUUGAAAAAAUUAUCUCGCAGAAAUAUGAUGAAGAUGAAUUAUUAAUUGAAGAAGUUAAAGAAAAUGAAGAUAAAGAAAGUGAGCAUCAAACCAGCGAAAAAGAUUUGGGUUUGAUAUGAUUAUACAUUUCUUUUUGAAGCAAGAAGUUUUAUGUUUUGACUAAGUACUGUAUAUAGAAUAUUUGGAUUAAUAAAUUGUAAUCAAAUAUUAUUUUGUGCAGAGAUAUUUUUUUUGUAACUUAUAAUGUACAACUUUUUCAAAGUAUUAUUACAUUUUACAUAAUAUAGUACU